This is a messenger RNA of Zymoseptoria tritici IPO323, 234 nucleotides long. Its product is annotated as NEDD8 family protein. The record is from RefSeq and is a predicted model, not a curated record. Gene Ontology annotation, cellular component: cytoplasm; nucleus. The transcript is spliced from 2 exons. The annotation marks the transcript as partial. Lineage: Eukaryota; Fungi; Ascomycota; Dothideomycetes; Mycosphaerellales; Mycosphaerellaceae. Gene Ontology annotation, molecular function: protein tag activity; ubiquitin protein ligase binding. Gene Ontology annotation, biological process: protein neddylation; regulation of proteolysis; modification-dependent protein catabolic process.
CGAAUCAGAGUCCGCACCCUCACCGGCAAAGAAAUCGAGCUGGACAUCGAGCCCGACUACAAAGUGCAAAAGAUCAAGGAGCGCGUCGAGGAGAAGGAAGGGAUUCCACCGGUUCAGCAGCGGUUGAUUUAUGGUGGGAAGCAGAUGAACGACGAGAAGACAGCUGCGGAGUACCAACUCGAAGGCGGCGCGACGUUGCAUCUGGUGCUUGCGUUGAGAGGUGGAGUGGCUUGA